CUUUCGCAGGGCCAAGGCGGAUGCAGCGACAUUCUCGGCAGACUCACCAACCGACCCUUUACCCGUCGCUGGAGAGGGCGACGCCGCAUUUUGCUCGAGGGAAUCCCGGGACUGCCCGAAUAUCGGCGCUCAAGAGUGUGGCUCGGUGUCCAGAAGGAGCAAGAGGAAUCCAGGAUUACAAAAAGCCUGGUGGGCGAAGGCAUCAUUGAACAGCUGAAGGGCAAGCUCGGCGACUCUGACGGCCUGAUUCUCUACGAGACUAUGCGGAGAGCCCUGCUGAAUCUCCGCUGGAGGGGCGACACGAUCGAGUCUGCAUGCAUGACCGAAGGCGAGCGGAUUUCCAGGGCCUUGCUGCUGGCUUGUUGCUUCUCUCUUGGCACCUGCGAUAUCGGUUCGGGCCAAAUCAAGGAAGAUGCCGGCGCGAACCUGUGGCAUCUCUUGCUCGAUUCGGCGCAACCGCCCACCAGGUGCAAGCAUUCGGUCGAUGCAGAAUUAUGCACUGCCGACCACAGCGCAUGUCACCCAUCGUUUUGGCUUAGCGGUCUCAGCGGCCUAUCCGACUCGGAAUCUGGGCGCCCAUUGGCCUGGACUCCGGCCACAGUGGCACAGGGGCCGUAUCUUCGGAGAUUGGCUCUUGAGACCGAGCUGGUCCGUCGAGGACUCCCGGGCGACUCUGUUUGGCGAUACCAAGUCGCGCGCCGAUGGAUUCAGAGCGGCAGCGAGGACCCUCCGGUCGAAGGCGGCCUGGAUAUCGCCAAGCUGUGCCGGAUCAUUGAAAUCGGAGAAGCUCGGUGGGAGGCCGAGCAAAGGUACUUUCGUUCCAUUUGGUGCACUACGCCAGACCGGCAAUCCGACGACAUGCCGACAAAGCGCAAUCGAUUGCAUGGCCACUGGCGGAUGUUGACUGCACUCUCGCUGUUGCUGUUUCGCAGAUGAGCACCAUUCUUUGUCGAUGCAAGGCUGCACGUUGACACAAGCAGCCGCUGGGCAAUACCGCUGGCAUGGGUCGC
Polychytrium aggregatum is the source of this 1010-nucleotide messenger RNA. RefSeq lists its product as uncharacterized. NCBI's taxonomy places the organism in Eukaryota, Fungi, Chytridiomycota, Chytridiomycetes, Polychytriales. The transcript has a single exon. Bases 262 to 936 code for a protein of 224 amino acids. The record is from RefSeq and is a predicted model, not a curated record.